Messenger RNA from Coprinopsis cinerea okayama7#130, 1737 nucleotides. RefSeq lists its product as hypothetical. The transcript is spliced from 8 exons. Gene Ontology annotation, biological process: mRNA processing. NCBI's taxonomy places the organism in Eukaryota, Fungi, Basidiomycota, Agaricomycetes, Agaricales, Psathyrellaceae. The record is from RefSeq and is a predicted model, not a curated record. Bases 1 to 1737 code for a protein of 578 amino acids.
AUGACGUCUAGAAUACCACUGGCAACUGCCCCGGCCAACGCUUCCAACGGUCUAGUCUCCCAUCUCGAGAACCAAGCUAAAGAAGAAGAGGACGAAGGCAUUCCUGGUGUUGGUGGAGGAGGCAGUCGACCUACGUCGAACGAACCUCCGUUCUUUGGUGGUCAGAAGAGUGAGGAACCUCAAGCCCAGGACCAAGGCGAGGGCCAAAGGCAGGAUGAAGAAGAGGAAGAAGAGGAAGUCGAAGAGGAGGAGGAUAGCGAUGAUGACAUUGAAAUCGUAAUGGAGGCGCCGUCAAGGACGCUUGACUUACGGCCGAACAGACAAACCCGAGUGCCAAGUGGACCUAUCCCUACUGGCCCAAAAGCUCAACAUCUCCAGUCAACACUAACAACCGAGUAUACACCAAUAGCACGAGGCGCUCCAACACCAAACCAAGCGCAGCACGGUCCACCCGGACUCGGUUCCUUGCCGCAACAACAACAAGCCACGCCUUCUCGUCAAACAUCCCCUCUCCAACCACAGUUAACGGGUGCCUCCACCGCUGACCCUCAGUCCCAAUCUCAACAAACCCAACAAACUCAAGGGCAAGGGCAGGAAGGUGGUGAAAUCCCUGACGACGGCGUCGACACCUCCACGCUCCCGCCGGUCAAAGCACCCCCGUCCCAUCCAUCCAUCGACCCCACCGAAACGGGCGUCUACAAUGCCCAGUCCAUAUUCGAGUUUGACUUAAACGCGUUGGCGGACAAACCCUGGCGUCGACCUGGUUCGGAUAUUAGUGAUUGGUUCAACUACGGGUUCGAUGAGAUCUCUUGGGAGGCGUAUUGCUAUCGUAGACGAGAUUUGGGCGAUUUGGGGUUGGUUUUGAAGACAAGUAUUCUGAACUUCUCCGGAAUGCCAGAAGACCAAUUCAAUGCUCUCCCACCUGACGUUCGAACGAUGGUCAUGUCCAGCGCGAGCGGGCUUAUGAACACCCAAGCACAAGCGUCAGGAAUACUACCCGGACCAGGACCGGGGGGUAUGAUGAUGGAUAUGGCGGGUAUGGUUGGACCUAUGGGUAUGGGGGGUAUGAACGUUGGCGCUGAAAUGGGUGGUAUGGGUGCGGGAGGGAUGGGAGGCGGUAUGAUGGCACCUGGCAUGAUGCAAGAUGGGGGCGCGGCUCAAGGUGGUAUGGGCAUGAUGCAAGUCCAGGGAGGCGGAGGUUCUGACGCUGGAGGUGUCGGUAUGAUGCCGGACGGGUCGUUCGCUGGUGGUGCUGGUGGUGGCAUGAUGGGCAUGGGCAUGAAUGAGUAUGGAAUGCAGCAGGACCAGAUGCAGCAGAUGUAUCCUGGUAUGGAUGUGCAGCAAGGAGGGACGGGGAGAGGGACGCCUCUUGGGUUCCGCGGUGGUGCGCGUGGUGGCGCUCCAGGAGGACCAGCUGCAGCCGUGGCUCCCCGUGGACGAGGGACUUUCCCCGCUCGGGGACGUACUGGGCGGUACGAUGCCCCUCCUCAAGCUCCCGUCCGACCAGCUUCCCCACUCCCGCCCAACGUACCAACGGGUCCGCGAAAUGCGAACAAAUACAAGGACCGUGAUGGAAAUGCGCCGGCUGUGGAUGGGUUGGAUUACGGGGGAGGUAAAGACGGCAGGAGGACCCCUAGUUAUGAGCCAGAGGAACGGAGUUCCAGUCGAUACGGCCAUGACAGGAAACGAAGGAGUUCGCCUGGCUUGGACGAUCUUCGCAGUUCCAAGCGACGUUGA